GCAGCUUGUUACUGCUGCCUUUGGUGUCCUACCAGCAUCUGUUCCUCUUUUUGCUAAUAAAAAUAGAGCGGCGCUAAUAAGAGACUUGUGUUUCGGAUACAUCACUUCCUGCUGGGAAUUAUCUGUGCGCUGCUUUCAUUUUAAUCACCGAACCGUGACAGAGAGGGCGCGAAUGCGCAUCGGCCUGCGCAUCUUUGAAUCUUCAGAACUACACUGUGAACAAUCUCCCUGACAUCCGAGGACCUCUCCUCCGCAAUCCGACGAGGCUUCUCCACCGCCUAUGGCCUCACGUCGGCAUCCCUGAGCCGCUGGCCUUGUCCCGGACCCUUCAUCCAUCGCCGUCUUUAAAAGGUUUUUAAACCCGGGAACAAUUUUUAUAAACAUUUUUAAAAUUGUCCGCGCCUGACUAUUUGUAAAGAACCCUGUGCUAUGCUGGGCCCAUCUCUCUAGAUCUUGUGAUCAAUACACGAUCUCUCCUCCCACAUUCAUCCGAGCAGGCUCUUGUACUCUCAGCGAGCCCCGACAAUGCAUCCUAAUGCAGAGAUGCUGGCGGUGGUCCUUUUGGGGAACUUGAUGCUGCCUUUCAUCUCGGCUCAAAACGCUGGGUUUGUGAAGUCGCCAAUGUCUGAGACUAAGCUUACGGGGGACACCUUUGAGCUGUACUGCGACGUGGUUGGUAACCCCACUCCAGAGAUCCAGUGGUGGUAUGCUGAGAUCAACCGAGCCGACUCCUUCAAGCAGCUGUGGGAUGGAGCCCGCAAGCGUCGGGUAUCAAUCAACACAGCCUACGGCACCAAUGGCGUCAGUGUGCUCUGCAUCACCCGCCUCACACUGGAGGACUCUGGGACCUAUGAGUGCCGGGCCAGCAACGACCCCAGGCGCAAUGAUCUCCGACAAAACCCCGCCAUCACCUGGAUCCGUGCGCAGGCCACCAUUUCGGUGCUACAGAAACCAAAGAUCAAUGCCUCCGAUCAGAUCAUCCUGUCACCGGAUACCUCUACCAAAGCAGUCACCCUGCAGUGCAACCUCACCACUGCCCAUACUCCCCACAAGGAAAGCUUCUGGGUGAAGAAUGGACAUGAGAUUCCCAAAACACGAACAGAGCAAAGGAACACAGUAUACAGAAUCCCUAAACCGCGGGCAGAAGAUUCUGGGGAAUACAUGUGUGUGUACACGUUUGACAUGGCACCAAAUGCAAAUGCUACUAUUGAAGUAAAAGCAAAACCUGAUAUCACUGGCCACAAGCGAAGUGAAAAUAAAAAUGAAGGGGAAAAUGCAAUGCUGUAUUGCAAGUCUGUUGGGUACCCACAUCCCACAUGGACAUGGCGUAAAAUGGUUGGAACAUCUUACACGGACAUUGACAACUCCACUGGACGCUUCUUCAUUACUAGCAGAGACAACUAUACAGAGCUCAACAUAUUAAACCUGGACAUCAACACAGAUCCUGGAGUAUAUGAAUGCAAUGCCACUAAUGUGAUUGGAAACACUGCUGAGAUCACUAUACUACGAGUGCGGAGCUAUCUUGCACCACUUUGGCCUUUCUUGGGUGUGCUUGCAGAAAUCCUAAUCCUCGUAGUCAUCAUCGUUGUCUAUGAGAAACGCAAGACGCCAGAUGACAUCAUUGAUGAUGAUGAACCAGUUGGACAAAUGAAAACAAAUUCAACAAACAACCACAAGGACAAAAACAUUCGCCAGAGGAAUGCAAAAUAAGCACUUCACUCAAAUGAGAUGGCUAAACUGCAUUUAUGACAACAUGAAGGUAUAAGAGGUGGAUAGAGCUCUGGACACUUUUGAAAAAAGCAUAUCGUCUCAUUUUAUGAGAAACAAUAUCAGCGUAACACUGGCAACAAAAAGAACAUAAUGGCUGUCUUAAGCAUGCCUUAUUCAGUCUUAGGUGGAGAUUUCAGGAUGACGAAUAAUGACUAAAACCACCGCAGAGGUGUACACAUUUUUAAUGUGCUGUUGAUGUCUCCUUUAUUAAUUUUAUCAUGUCCUCAGAUGAGGUGAUCCCUUUUGUAUUACAUACCAUGUACAACGCAUGCAAGAUAAUUACACAAUAGGGUACUCAGAAUAGACAUUUUCUGUUGUUAUCCCUGGUGUGGCUUUUUUGCAUCCAAAAUGACCUAUGUUUUUUAUGGAGUCAUCCUUAUAACAUACAUACAUACAUUCACACAUACAUACAUACACACAUACAUAAAUAAAUAAACGGAUGUAUAGUUAGUUUUGUACAGCAUAUCAUGUUUAUUUGAGUUUGUGGGAAGUCAACUUUUAACAGAACUUUUAUUGUGAAGCAAGGGCUUCAGUGACUGGCAGUAUUUCAAUUUAAUUGCGAGUGAUUACAGAAAAUGGCAACUGUGUGUUUAACUACUAUAUCUAAACAAAAAUGAUAAUGUGUAUUAUUUUUAUUUUAUUUGCAGAGUUACUUAGGUGUCUUGUAUAUGUUGAAGUAUGAGUGUUCAAAUUAUAGGAAAUCUGUAAAAAAAUAUUUUUUUUAUAUUUCCCAAUUUCAUUAAUUGA
Messenger RNA from Monopterus albus (swamp eel), 2517 nucleotides. RefSeq names its product neuroplastin b (gene nptnb). The record is from RefSeq and is a predicted model, not a curated record. Lineage: Eukaryota; Metazoa; Chordata; Actinopteri; Synbranchiformes; Synbranchidae. The transcript is spliced from 9 exons. Gene Ontology annotation, biological process: homophilic cell-cell adhesion; dendrite self-avoidance; axon guidance. Bases 526 to 1710 code for a protein of 394 amino acids. Gene Ontology annotation, molecular function: cell-cell adhesion mediator activity. Gene Ontology annotation, cellular component: axon; plasma membrane.